Micropterus salmoides (largemouth bass) is the source of this 1854-nucleotide messenger RNA. Its product is annotated as general transcription factor 3C polypeptide 5-like. NCBI's taxonomy places the organism in Eukaryota, Metazoa, Chordata, Actinopteri, Centrarchiformes, Centrarchidae. Gene Ontology annotation, cellular component: transcription factor TFIIIC complex. The record is from RefSeq and is a predicted model, not a curated record. Gene Ontology annotation, biological process: transcription initiation at RNA polymerase III promoter.
UUGCACUUGUACAGACGCUCAUGCUGCUGUGACGGCUGGAAUAUUUUGAGCGGGUUUGGCUGAUUGUACUUAAUAGUUUAACCACGGUGUUUUUUUAUGUCAGGUAAAAUAACGCCGUCCAAAGAACCAAUAUGGCGGACUCGAAGUUGAAGCUGGAUUUUACUCUGAAAGAACUGGCUCUUUCCUCUCAGGGUGAAGAUGUCGACGUCCCCGGCAGCUCGUCCACCGUGGAGCUGCAGGACACAAAACUGGUGUGUGUGGAGUAUCCUGCGGUGGUCAGCAGUGUGGACAAGAUGAUGGACACUCUCGGGGGUGAACAAGUAGUGUCCAAAACCUUCGGUCUCCCCAACAAGCGUCUUGAGCUGCGUUUCCGACCUCAGGACCCUUUCUGUCACUCUCUGUGUGGAAACCGCUUCCCAUCAAGCAACCUCCUCCUCAGAGUGCGGCGGCGGGUACGGAAAAAUGACCCCAAGGAUGCUGAGAUCCGCAUGGACAUACUCGGCGUCAUAGGAACAACAUACAAAUUCCAAGGGCUGGCAGACUUUCAGUGCCUUGCUGUACAUUCAGAAGGUGGAAGAGACACUUCUUUGUAUGAAAAAAUCAUCCUCCGCAAAUCAGAGAAUCAAGAGUUCUUUGAGCAGCCCGUGCCUUACUUUCUACCCCCGGCCAUCUUCUCACGCCUUGACAGUCCUGCGGAUUAUUUCUACCGGCCUGACAUCUAUCACAAUCAAGUUGUUCGUGAGUUGCCCUUCAACAAGAAGAGUUUUAUUGGUUUGAAUCGCGCUCGUCGGCCCCACAACGCCAUAUUUGUCAGCUUCACUGAUCCCACUGUUCCCGCCGAGUGCCUCGAGGCGGCCAGGCUCAACUGGACACGAGUCUGCCUGAAGGAGUGUGACAAGCAGGCUGAAGAACGUAUGAAAAAGAUGUUUGAGAGCCGGCCCAUCUGGUCACGUAACGCGGUCAAGGCCAACAUCGACAUCCACCCUGGCAAACUGAAACUGCUGCUGCCCGUCUUCGCCUAUUACAUGGUCACAGGACCGUGGAGGAGUCUGUGGGUGAGGCUGGGCUACGACCCCCGAAAGAGCACGGAUUCCAAGAAAUACCAGUUGCUAGACUUCAGGAUCCGCUGUAGCACCAAGCACGGGUAUUCAUUAUCUGACAUGCCAGUAAAAGCCAAGCGGAGUUCCCUUAACUACAGUCUGUCUAUCACAUUCAACAAAGCAGGUCCCCAGCCAGCUAGCGUGAUGGAGCUUCCAUCUCAGGAGGGCCCAAGCACCAGUCGAGAUCCAGUCCCAGUCACAUAUCAGCUGAAGGAGUCAUCUUACAUUUUCAGAGAGGGCAUGCUGCCUCCUCACAGACAGAUGUUUUACCAGCUCUGUGAUUUGGAAGUGGAGAGUAUCAAACAGGUGAUUGAGCAGACCGGCGAUAAUGAGCAGGUAUGUGACGAGCGGGACGGCUGGUGUCGUCUCGGCACCACAGACAAGCUGCGGGACAUGAUCUCAGCCAUGAUUAAGAAGGUCAUCCGAGCCCAGAAACCCACAUUGCCAGAAAGGCCCAAGAGACGCAGACGCCCAGGCCUAGGUUUAAGAUCCCCAGAGAACGAUGUGGAUGAAGAAGAAGAGGUGCAGGAUGAUGAGAACAAGGAUGAUGAAGAGGAAGAUGAGGACGAUGAUUUUCAGCCGUCAGAGGGAAGUGAAAAUGAGAUGGAGACAGAAAUUCUGGAUUACAUGUAACAAAAGACAACCAUUUUCAUGACAUUAAUCUUGACUGUUAAUAUUGUCCACCAUUUCUGUAAAUGAUGAUAUGAACAAUUUUUUGAGUUAAAUGUAAAUAAAAAAUAUUUCUAGUGGUUUA